This is a messenger RNA of Pteronotus mesoamericanus, 1828 nucleotides long. RefSeq names its product membrane frizzled-related protein (gene MFRP). The transcript has 13 exons. Gene Ontology annotation, molecular function: protein binding. The coding region runs from base 83 to 1828 and encodes 581 amino acids. Lineage: Eukaryota; Metazoa; Chordata; Mammalia; Chiroptera; Mormoopidae. The record is from RefSeq and is a predicted model, not a curated record.
GGGACUUUGGGGUCAGGAAGUGCACCUUUGGGGGUCUUGGGCUUUUUCAAGGACUCCAGAAAGCCAUGCAGAGCCUUGAGCCAUGAAGGACUGCUCAGAUACCAUCCUGUGUGUGGAGUCAGCAGAACUGAGCAAGACUGAAUUCUGCAAUCCUGCUUUUGAGCCUGAAUCAGGGCCACCUUGCCCUCCACUGGCCUUUCGGGAGGAUGCCCGCUCUAGCAUCCGAGCUCCCUGGCAUGGUUGGCGCCCCCGAGGUCUGCAGCCAGACUGUCAUUUCUCCUGGCUGUGUGUCCUGCUGUUGGCCAGCUUGCUGCUCCUGCUGCUGGGGCUGCUGACAGCCAUCAUCCUGGCCCAGUUACAGGCCGCACUCCCAUUUGGGGCCUCCUCUCAUCCACUGCCUGCCAGAAGCCUCACCACCACUGGCACUCCCCCUACCAUGACCACUACCACAUCUCAGGCAACUGGGACAUCUAAAUGGCAGCAGGAAGCAGGCAUGAGACCCACACCCCAGUCUGCCUGUGGGGGCCUCCUUCCUGGACCAAGAGGCUUUUUCAACAGCCCCAGCUACCCAGACUUUUACCCACCCAAUGUCCACUGUGUGUGGAACAUCCAGGUGUCCACAAACCAUGCAAUACAGCUCAAGAUCGAAGUUCUCAGCAUAGAGAGUGUGGCCUCCUGUCUUUUUGAUCGUUUGGAAAUCUUCCCUGAGCCUGAAGGCCCCCUCCUCAGAGUGUGUGGGAGUGUGCCUCCACCUACACUCAACACCAAUGCCAGCCACCUCCGAGUGGCCUUCGUCUCUGACAGCAGUGUGCAAGGAUUUGGUUUCUAUGCCUGGUACCAGGCUGUGGCUCCUGGGCAUGGGAGCUGUGCCCAUAAUGAGUUUCCCUGUGACCAGCUCAUCUGCCUGCUACCUGACUCAGUGUGUGAUGGUUUUGCCAAUUGCGUUGAUGGCAGUGACGAGAACAACUGCAGUGCCCGGUCCUCAGGAUGUGGGGGAAACCUGACUGGGCUCCAGGGAAAUUUCUCUACUACUAGCUACCUGCAGGAAUACCCUCACCAAAAUCUUUGCACCUGGCAUAUCUCAGUUCCUGCUGGACAUGGCAUAGAACUACAGUUCCACAACUUCAGCCUGGAAACUCAAGGAGAGUGCAAGUUUGACUAUGUGGAGGUGUAUGAGACCAGCAACUCAGGGGCCCUUGGCCUCUUGGGCAGGUUCUGUGGAGCAGAGCUGCCCCCUCGCCUCAUCUCCUCGCAUCACCAACUGGCUGUACUCUUUAGGACAGGUCAUGGCAUCAGCAACAUGGGCUUCUCAGCCAUCUACCGGGCUCUCAAUGCCACAGAGAACCCCUGUGGACCCAGAGAAUCGUCUUGCCAAGAUGGAGGAUGUAAGAGCUUGCAGUGGAUGUGUGACACAUGGAGAGACUGCACAGACAGCAGUGAUGACAAGUGCAGCAGCCCCUUGUUUCCACCCCCAGAGAUGGCCUGUGAGCCCAUCCAAGUGGAGAUGUGCAUGGGGCUAAGCUACAACACCACAGCCUUCCCUAACAUCUGGGUUGGCAUGGCCACCCAGGAAGAGGUGAUGGAGGUCCUCAGAGGUUACAAGAGCCUGACAAGUCUACCCUGCUACCAGAAUUUCUGGAGACUCCUCUGCAGGCUGCUGGUGCCCCACUGCACCCCACUGGGCAGUAUUCUUCCUCCCUGCCGUUCUGUCUGCCAGGAGGCAGAGCGCCAGUGCCAGUCUGGUGUGGCACUGCUGGGCACCCCCUGGCCCUUCAACUGCAACAGGCUGCCUGAGGCAGCUGGCCUGGAGGCUUGUGCCCAGCCCUGA